Ctenocephalides felis (cat flea) is the source of this 3472-nucleotide messenger RNA. RefSeq names its product trafficking protein particle complex subunit 11-like. The record is from RefSeq and is a predicted model, not a curated record. Lineage: Eukaryota; Metazoa; Arthropoda; Insecta; Siphonaptera; Pulicidae. The coding region runs from base 134 to 3472 and encodes 1112 amino acids. Gene Ontology annotation, cellular component: cytoplasm. The transcript has 18 exons.
GUCAAAUCAAUUUACUAUCAAGCUUAAUUAAUUAAUUAUUUUAAUUUAAUCUAACCAAAUUUAAUAAUAGAGUUCACCAACAAAUUAUUAUUAUUAUGUUUUAAGAGUUAUAUUUCAAUUGUUAUAAUUCAAUAUGGGUAGUGAUGCCGGAACUAUUCCCUCAGAAUUGAUAUGCCCCACUCAGGCAUUGAUUGGUUUAUCUGGUCUAGAUGCCAGAAAUAACGCAAUACAUAGAGCUAUUUGGGAUGCUUUUAGUAGUAACCGUCUUUCAGACAGAGCUCCAAUACAGUAUAAGCUACUUCCCAAUGAUUAUGAGUUUCCUAUUUGUAAACCUAAGAGAACAUCCUAUGAGUGGUAUCUACCCAAAGGCAUCUUGAAACGUAAUUGGCUGCCUAAACAUCUUAAUGCCUUACCUGCGUUGGUCAUAGUAUUUUUUGAAUUAGACUGGAAUGAUCCACAAUGGUCUGAGCGGAAACUAGAAUGUGCCGCAGCUUUGCAGAGUAUGCGUGCUGCUUUGCAGGGGCGAAAUACACGUUUAGGUUUAGCUCUAAUUCAAACUACCACACCAAUCCCUACCUCAGAUGACACACAGACAUCUGAGAAAGCUAAUGCACUGUGUGCUACUUGUGAUAUCACAAAUAAGAUGCUUUUCAUCUUACCUGUGAACGAUCACUUAACAGGGUAUGCUCAGCGUCUUGAUUCCGCAUUUUUGGAAUUAUGCCAUGGUUAUUAUCAGCAAAUGGCUAGAGUAAUUCGAUCUCAUAAGGACCAGUUAACAACAGCACAUCAGGGUUUGAAAACCAGACAUCAGUUUAAAUUGGGUGUUCUGUCAGAAUUGCGACAAGAUCCGAAUAUUGCACAUAAGCAUUAUACACAAGCAUACUUAGCACUUGAUGAAAUACGAAUAAUAGACAAUAAUUGUUUAGAAAUUAAAACUGUGGCUGGAUACAUAAAUUAUAAAUUAUGUCGUACUAUGUUUCAACUUAAUUUACCUAGAGAUGCUAUUAGUCAAUUUAAAUCACACAUUGAGAGAUACAAAACACGCAUUGGUUGCAGGGAAUUGGAGUUUGAGCAUUAUUCUUGGUUGAGCGCACAAUAUUUUGCAUUUGCUGAACUGUUUAAUGAAGCUGUAGAUAAAGGUUUACCAGCAAUACAAACACAACAUCCAGGAUAUUAUUAUCAAGACGCUGCACGACAUAGUAUUUUGAGAAGAAAAUCAAUUGCAAUAUUAGCUCCCAACAUAUCAAAAGAGUUGCAGAGUCCAUCAGCAUUGGCACUUUCUGAAUUUUAUGGAGUUCGAGUUUCAUCGGGCCCCGGGGAGCCAUCAACUGAACAGAAAAUUAUUGCCAGCAUUCAGCACCAAGAAACUAUGGUUGAUCACUCUACUAUUAUAAUAAAUCUACUGGGGUUGGCUAGUUCUCAAUUCAAAAACUAUCGUUGUUUGAGAAUGCGUAGAAGAAUAUUUGUUCAAAUGGCAGAACAGUAUCUUAUGUGCAAUGAAGUUGGAAAAGCUUUGACACUUUUUAUGCACAUGCUGUCUGAUUAUCGAGCUGAAGGUGUACUGGAUUUGUGGAGAUAUGUACACAAAAGAGCUCUUUAUGCAUCCUGCAUGACUGUCUCAAUUCAGGAUUAUGUACACUUGGCUAUUGAAGCUUUGUCUACUAAAUUCAAUAAGGAAAUAUCUGAACAGACUCGAAUUGCGGAAAACUUAGAACUUAUUUUACAGGAAAUGCCUCCAAAGUCUGAGCCAACAUUACAACUAGAGCAUGCACCAAAACCUUUGCCGUUGAUGUACACGAAAACAGUUGAGUUAUGGCUCCAAUCGCUAACUGUUCCACAAAAAAUUUCUAUUGAUUUAGCUACUAUUGCACCAUGCAUUGAAGUACACAGUACAUUUUCCAGCAGAGAAAUAUCAAUUACUGACAAUAUAAUUAUACAUUUAAGAAUAAAAUCGCUGACUAUGGUGCUAUUAAAAUUUUCAAAAAUUAGCAUUUUAUUGAAUUCAAAAGAUGGAACAAGUAUUGAAAUUGAUGUAUGUGAAGAAUGCCAUAACGAAGAUGGGUACGUUAUUGAUGCUGAUAAGUCACUGGUAUUAAUUUUUAAAACUCCAAGCAAAGGAUUUAAGGAAGGCACUGAAAUUCAGAUAAGCAAAGUAGUACUGCAAAUGGGAACAAAAAAUAUUAUACUUGAACUAUCUUCUCCUCUACUAGAUAUUUCUAAUGUAAAUUUUUUGCAAAAUUCUUCCAAUAUACAAAAGCUUCUUUGUGAUCUAAAUGUAGGCGAAGUUAUAACCACAGCGUUUAUAAUUCCUAGACCAAGUAAUUUAGUCUGCGAAGCAUUGCAUGAUACACCAGCAUUGAAAGGAGAAUGGCACAAAAUAACUUUGAGCAUGCAUAAUAAAGAACAGAGUGAAAUAAAUGAAAUUAUAAUAAAUCUAAUUGUUCAAGACCAGCUCAAUAAUGUGUGUUUGUGCAUAAAUCCUUCAAAUAAUUCUGCACAUAACAGUAGCUCAUUAUCAAUCAAUGUGAAUGAAUUACAAACAAAUGCAAAGCACAGUGAAACAUUCUUUAUGAAGUGUGACCAAAUACAUAAUAUAAAGAUCAAUGCUAAAAUUGCUUAUAAAAUUAAAAAUGAUUAUUCUGGGCACAGUAGUUCAAUCAAAGAACAGAGUAUUGUUGUAUCAGUGGUUGAGCCUUUCAGUAUGACAUCGCAAUAUCUAUCAUCUUGUUUCAAAGAAAUAAACUAUUGUUAUGAAGAGAGUAAAUUUAUUGUUUUAACAUGUUUAAAUGUGAAAAGCCCAUGGCCAUUGCUGAUCGAAAAUACAUACAUUGAACCAAUGAAACCUAUAAGUAUUCAAGAAAAUGGUCCUGAAAGCCAGAUGAAAGGUCUAAAUAUAAAAGCAAAUGAACAAGCUACAGAAGUUUUUGGGGUCGAAACUUUAGAAAAUAUUUCAAAUGCAUCUGAUCGUAAUUCAAAGAAUACUGAUAUACCAUCAGUUGGAAUUUAUAACAUUUUCUGGAGGCGUGAAGAUGCUGAACAUGUGAAUAAGUGCUCAAUAGCAUUGCCAGGGAUUAUUAUGAAAACGUGUUCAGUAAGAGUUGAAGUAGUAUUACCAGCUCAAGGCGUGGUGAGAACUAUUCUGCCUUUGCAAUAUAUAUUGCAGAGCAAAUGUGAAAUACUUGUGAAUAUGCAGGCAACUCUUGAUUCUAGUGAAUCAUUUAUGUUCAGCGGUUAUAAAGAGAUGCAGUUGGCAUUAGCACCAUUUGAAAAAAUUGUAUUAAAUUUCAAUCUCUUCCCAUUAGUAUGUGGUUAUGUUACUUUACCUAAACUUAUAUUAGUUCCAGAAAACUCAGAGGUGGCUGUUACAUGUCAUGAUAUUCCUACACAUAUAUAUAUUUUGCCUCAAGAAAAAGUAUUUAUACCUGCUACAGAAGAAAUUGAGAACAAAACUAGAGAAUUAAAAAUUAUUUAA